AUGGCCAUUUCUGAAGUAGCCUCUGCCUGCCACCAUUCCCAACCCAUGACAAUACAGACAUCUAGCCUUCAGGGAGCCUUCAGCAGUCAAAGUCUGACCACAGAGCCACUUUCUUCCAGCACAGGAGACAGCCCUUCCUCAGAGCCCAGCAGCCCAAGCCCUCUGGCCAGCACUGAGACCUCAGCUCUGGAGAAGCCCUCACAGGUCCUCGAUGCAGCCAGUAAACCCAGGACACAGAGCACGAGCACCGUGGAUGGUCACUCCCAGUCUCUGUUGGGCCUGACUCAGUCUCAGCCACAGAAGUACACAUCAAGACUUGACACUUCUCAAGAUGUUAUUCCCACAUCAACCACCAUGAGCCUGAGGACAAGAGAUGACUCGACCAUCUUACCCACCCCCACAUCAGAGACGGUGCUCACUGUGGCCGCAUUUGGUGUUAUCAGCUUCAUUGUCAUCCUGGUGGUUGUGGUGAUCAUCCUAGUGAGUGUGGUCAGUCUAAGGUUUAAGUGUCGGAAGAACAAGGAGUCUGAAGAUCCCCAGAAACCUGGGAGUUCAGGGUUAUCUGAAAGCUGCUCUACAGCCAAUGGGGAGAAAGAAAGCAUCACCCUGAUCUCCAUGAAGAAUAUCAACAUGAAUAACAGCAAAGGAUGCCACACAGCAGAGAAGGCUCUAGUUCCUUAG
Puma concolor (puma) is the source of this 681-nucleotide messenger RNA. The record is from RefSeq and is a predicted model, not a curated record. NCBI's taxonomy places the organism in Eukaryota, Metazoa, Chordata, Mammalia, Carnivora, Felidae.